AUGACUCCCACUGUCAUCCCACCUAUUGGGAGUGUUGUUAGAUCUACAGUGGAGCCCAACAAUUUUGAAUUGAAGCUUGCACUAGAUGAUGCUAGGAGAUGGUUACAGUCACUACCACAAGGAAGUAUCACAACUUGGGAUGAUCUGCAGACCAAGUUCUUAGCCAGGUUCUUUUCAGCAUCCAAGAGGGCGAAAUUGAAGGAUGAGAUCACAGGGUUCAAGCAAGAAGAGUCAGAGUCUAUCUAUGAGGCAGCAAUUUUCCUUCAAGGGUUGACAACCAACACUAGGACAUUGGUGAAUGCCACAACUGGUGGUUCAUUGACAACCAAGACCCCUCAGGAGGCCCUUGACAUAUUUGAGUCCCUAGCAUCUCAGGAGUUUAACAAUGCUCUAGUGAGUGAUAGAAGAACGGGAAUUAUAAAACUUGAUGGCUAUGAUGCUUUGUUAGCCAAGAAUGAUAAGAUGAUGCAGAUGCAGAAACAACAACAACAACAACAACAACUGGAUGCUCUCACUAAGCAGCUAUCUUCUCAGAAGGUUGCUUCUGUGGACACUAAUUCUGUGUGUGCCAUUUGUGGGAAGAGCCAUGUUACGGAUGAUUGUGAUUAUGGGGGAUCAGUUGAACAAGCAGAAGUGAAUAUGGUAUGGUAUGAUCAGAGGAACCACAACAACCAGGGGCGAAAUGUGUAUGCUUCACCAUGGAAGAAUAUGAAUCAACACCCAGGGUUCAGUUACAGUUCCAAUCAUCAGUUCAAUCCUUCACUGCAUCGUCCUUCAACACACUCAUCACAACAAGGUGAUACCUCUGCAUGGGAGAAAUCUUUUGACCAGUUAUCUUACUCAAGGUUAUAUUCAGGGGUCAAAUUCUUUCAGAGAGGAAACUCUGCUUUCAUGCAAGAGACAAAAACAGCAUUCAGGAACCAGGAAGCAUCUAUCCAGAAUUUGGAGACACAAAUUGGGAAGUUGUCUAGACAGAUAUCUGAGAGGCCAUAG
Molecule: messenger RNA, 993 nt
Organism: Gastrolobium bilobum
Lineage: Eukaryota; Viridiplantae; Streptophyta; Magnoliopsida; Fabales; Fabaceae
Exons: 3
Coding region: 1-993 (330 amino acids)
Source: RefSeq, a predicted model, not a curated record